This is a messenger RNA of Arachis ipaensis, 2277 nucleotides long. RefSeq names its product arabinosyltransferase XEG113. Gene Ontology annotation, biological process: cell wall pectin biosynthetic process. Gene Ontology annotation, molecular function: arabinosyltransferase activity. Lineage: Eukaryota; Viridiplantae; Streptophyta; Magnoliopsida; Fabales; Fabaceae. The record is from RefSeq and is a predicted model, not a curated record. Gene Ontology annotation, cellular component: Golgi apparatus.
GGGUGAUGAUUUGUGAAUGCGAGACAGAGGAACCAGAAUCAGAUGGGGUUGGUUAAAACCUGCGAAGAAGUCACACAUUCUCGGCCUCUGUUCUUGACGAUCUACACAGUUGUCAUCGUUGGCCUCGUCGUUUCCACAUGCUACGUCUUCUCCGCUAUUUACUCUGCCAACCCUUCUUCACCUGAUUCCUCUUCCUCCACAUGGUUCUCUUUGUCUUCUCAACCUUCCUCUCCCGUUUCAGAUGAGGGUCGUGGUCCUACAGAUCAGACACUCAACUUUUCUAAGUCAGAAACUGUGCAUGAUGUGCACCCUUCAACCCCAGAAACACAAAAAGUAUUAUGGAAAAGACCUGUUUUGGAUGUUCCACCACCGCCUCACCCUAAAAAGAUGCCACCUUUGGAGGAUUUCCGACUGACCAAAGAACUGAUUCAGCAAAGAGUGAAAGAUAACAUCGUAAUAGUGACUUUUGGGAAUUAUGCAUUCAUGGACUUUAUUAUGACUUGGGUUAGACACCUGGAUGAUCUUGGAGUCUCUAAUUAUCUUGUCGGUGCAAUGGACACCAAAGUGUUGGAGGCACUGUUUUGGAAAGGGGUUCCAGUAUUUGACAUGGAUAGCCAUAUGAGCACAGUGGAUGUUGGCUGGGGUUCUCCAACAUUUCAUAAGAUGGGGAGAGAGAAAGUUAUUCUAAUAAACUCAAUACUUCCUUUUGGUUAUGAACUAUUGAUGUGUGACACUGACAUGGUUUGGUUGAAGAACCCCCUUCCAUAUCUUGCUCGUUAUCCUGAAGCAGAUGUAUUGACGUCUAGCGAUCAAGUUAUACCAACAGUUGUUGAUGAUAGUCUGGAAGUUUGGCAAGAAGUCGGUGCUGCCUACAACAUUGGAAUCUUUCAUUGGAGACCAACAAAGUCUGCAAAAACAUUGGCUUUGGAAUGGAAAGAACUGGUUCUAGCUGAUGAAAAGAUAUGGGAUCAGACUGGUUUUAAUGAUAUUGUUCACAGACAGUUAGGACCUUCUGUAGAUGAAGACAGUGGGCUUGUUUAUGCUUAUGAUGGAAAUCUAAAGCUGGGAAUUUUACCGGCUAGUAUCUUCUGUAGUGGCCACACAUAUUUUAUACAGGCUAUGUAUCAGCAACUCAGGUUGGAACCAUAUGCAGUGCACACAACAUUUCAAUUUGCAGGGACUGAAGGAAAGCGCCACCGACUGAGAGAAGCCAUGUUCUUCCGUGAUCCACCAGAAUACUAUAAUCCUCCUGGAGGAUUCUUGUCAUUUAAGCCAUCUAUUCCAAAAAGCUUGUUGUUAAGUGGGAAUCAUACUGUUGGAUCACAUUUUACUCUUGUUAAUUACCAAAUAAAACAGAUUAGGACAGCACUUGCUAUUGCUUCCAUUCUGAACAGAACACUGGUCAUGCCUCCAAUAUGGUGCAGGCUUGAUAGGCUGUGGUUCCCCCAUCCUGGCGUUUUAGAGGGGUCUAUGACUAGACAACCUUUUCUCUGUCCUUUGGAUCAUGUAUUUGAGGUGAAUGUCAUGUUGAAAGAACUCCCCGAGGAAGAGUUUGGCCCUCGAAUAGAUAUUAGAGAGUACUCAUUAUUUGAUAAUCCCUCUCUGCCGCCUGAGGUUAAAAGAUCAUGGCUUGAUGUUCAGCUCUGUAAAGAAGGCAGCCAAGAUUGCAAUGCAUCAGAUAAUACCAUUGGGGGAGUACUUAAAUUUCCAAAGCAUAGCAAUGAAGAGAUGUACCAGAAAGUGUUCCCGUCAUUCAAGGAUGUAAAAGUCAUUCAGUUCAGUUCGAUGCAAGAUGCUUUCGCAGGAUUCACCGACAAGGAAAGGGAAGAAAAAUUCCGAAAACGCGUCAAACGGUAUUUAGGCAUAUGGUGCUGUGUGUUGGAUCACACCCCCGGUCACAUUUAUUAUGACAUGUACUGGGACGAGAAACCUGGAUGGACGCCGCUCCCUCCUCAAACUUCUGCAGAUGAUCAUCCACCUUGGUGAGGUCAAAUUCAGGAUUAUGUUUGUUAAUAUACUGUAAUACACGCAAGAGUUUAAAAGAUGGUUCGGUUUCUGAUUCGUCGUCAAGACCACGGUUUCCAUACUUACAGAAGCUAAAGAAUCUAACGAAUCUUGUAUCCACUUUGAAGAUGUAAGUUACCACUGAGAUGAGACUCUGGUUCUUGUGUAACAAUUGUAAGUAAAAUUGCCUUGUACCAAGUUUUCAACAUUGCAAGAAAAAAGAAAGUGAAGCCUACAAUGUCUUAACAUGAGGUUGCAGUUUUUGCACGUUGA